Molecule: messenger RNA, 1061 nt
Organism: Trichobilharzia regenti
Lineage: Eukaryota; Metazoa; Platyhelminthes; Trematoda; Strigeidida; Schistosomatidae
Source: the annotation of a GenBank genome assembly
AGAAAUCAAAUCGACUUACAUAACCUUGUAAAAUAAUAUUGGAUAUUGGAACCUGUGUUAACUGAACUACCUACGGUUCCACAUGUAGAUAAUUUAGGGGUUAAAAGAGAGCUUGAGGAUGCUAGAGACGUACUCAUGUUAUACAGACUUUUCAGGAAACAGUAAGACUGCAAUAAAUAAAAGAUACAAACAGCCAACGCUUGUUUGACUGUUUGUUUGUUUUAAUGUCCUAAAAGGAAGUAACCUAAACUUAUCAGUAUAUAUUCAGAUCAAUCGACAUAGGAGACCAUAUUUGAAAUCUAGCAGCCUUUGUUUACUAUUGGAGAUGCAGAUAUUUGUCAAGACAUUAACAGGAAAGACUAUUACUUUGGAGGUUGAGCCUAGUGAUACGAUCGAGAAUGUGAAGGCGAAGAUCCAAGACAAGGAAGGUAUUCCUCCAGACCAACAACGUUUGAUUUUCGCUGGUAAACAGUUGGAAGAUGGUCGUACUCUGUCCGAUUACAACAUCCAGAAAGAGUCAACAUUGCAUCUGGUUCUCCGUCUGCGUGGUGGUAUGCAGAUCUUCGUGAAGACAUUGACUGGUAAGACGAUCACGUUGGAGGUUGAGCCUAGUGAUACGAUCGAGAAUGUGAAGGCGAAGAUCCAAGACAAGGAAGGUAUUCCUCCAGACCAACAACGUUUGAUUUUUGCUGGUAAGCAGUUGGAAGAUGGUCGUACUCUGUCCGAUUACAACAUCCAGAAAGAGUCAACAUUGCAUCUGGUUCUCCGUCUGCGUGGUGGUAUGCAGAUCUUCGUGAAGACAUUGACUGGUAAGACGAUCACGUUGGAGGUGGAGCCUAGUGAUACGAUCGAGAAUGUGAAGGCGAAGAUCCAAGACAAGGAAGGUAUUCCUCCAGACCAACAACGUUUGAUUUUUGCUGGUAAGCAGUUGGAAGAUGGUCGUACUCUGUCCGAUUACAACAUCCAGAAAGAGUCAACAUUGCAUCUGGUGCUUCGUCUCCGAGGUGGUCAGUAAUCCUAAUGGAUCUUUAUGUUUGAUUUAAUUACAAUGUGUUCUGCAU